AUGGCCGAACCGCACGGGUGGGCUGCAGACCUUCAGAGCUACGAGCGCGAGAGGCGGGUGGAAUUGAAUCCGGGGCUCUUCAAAGGACCCACAGUGGGAUAUGUCCGUGGUGGAAUCAGCAAGCGGGAGCGCAGCUACAAUCCCCUCCUGGGCCGCUUUCUAGACGAAGGCCGAGAGCAAGAGCAGGCGCAGUUCGAGGAGAGGGUCAAGAAGAACUUUCUCAACUUCGCCCGGGACGUGCAGUUGCGGCGCGAAGCGCCCUUUGACCUUGUCACGCACGAGAGGAAGUUUGAGGCUUUUGGUCCAGACGCCUCUGCAGGUCUUGAGCCCCCGGUCAAGAAGAAGCCGCCUUUUCCGGAUACAGCAGCAGACUACAACAUCAUCUCCAACCUGCCCUUCAACGAGCACCACUGGGCCCAUCCGGAUCACCGGCCACGCCCAAGCCAGCGCAUUCCGAAGCAGCGGAUGGCUCCUGCCAUGCUCCACAAGGACUUCAACAUCCUCACGAACAAAUACUUGGAGCAUCACAAGGAGAAAAUGGAUCGCGACAGGGAGUUGAACCUUCUUGAAGCCGCAGAGAAGCUCCGGCAGACCAGUGCCUUCAACCCCGUGCAGCAACGCUUUUGCGAUCCCCGGCACGAGGAGCGGAUGCGAGCCUGCGAAGAUGCCCUGACGACCGAGAUCAAGCUGAGGGGAGAGGAGGUGCAGCCGUUGAUCUAUCGUGGGAGCGUCACCAAUGCAUACGACAUGUUGAACCACCAGGUGAAGGAUCGUGACCUCCUCCACCUCAUUGAAGGUGCAGACGAGGAAAGGAAGGUCCGCUUCCGAACACGGCACCAGUUGGAGGAGAAUACCAAGAAGAUGGAUGUGGCCUAUGAUGCCAGGGCCAUGCAGAUGAAAGCCAACAGGGUGGCCCACGAGCGGUUUGCUCCGACUGUCGAACGUGGAUUCGACAUCCUGACGAACCAAGACUUCGGGCAGAAGGGCAAGCAGAUCCACACGUCCAACACGCGGCCACACCAGACGCCAUGGCAGAAGGUGUGCGAGAACCGCCCCACUCCACCACCCUCCACCUUGAGCACUUCCAGGGAGGUGGCACAGGAAGCUACCGAAAAAGCCGAGCAAGGUCAAAGCGAGGUCCUCGACUUCGCCACUCUGCGCUUGCCACAGGACCUGCGAGGAAGUGUUCCGGGAAGCGCGCUCUCGGCAAGGAGCUCGCGGCAAAGCCGCGCCACGCCUCGGCGGCCCCUCACCCCCAGAG
Molecule: messenger RNA, 1261 nt
Organism: Symbiodinium necroappetens
Lineage: Eukaryota; Dinophyceae; Suessiales; Symbiodiniaceae
Source: the annotation of a GenBank genome assembly